Castor canadensis (American beaver) is the source of this 2891-nucleotide messenger RNA. Lineage: Eukaryota; Metazoa; Chordata; Mammalia; Rodentia; Castoridae. The record is from RefSeq and is a predicted model, not a curated record.
CUGUGGGGGGUGAAGCGCCUGCCUCUCCAGGAGGAGCCGCCGCCGCCACUGCCGCCGGCGCGGCGGAGCUGGGGCUGGUGGCGCUGUGGUGCCGCCGGCUCGGGGGAGGGUCAGAGCGGCCACCGGCGGCAGCGGCGGCGCGGCCCGGCUCCGGCCAGGCGGGCGGGUGGCCGGGCGGGAGGGCGCUCGCCGCUCCCUGCCCCGGGCCGGCCCGGGGGGUAACCUGGACGUCGUCCCCGACUGUCAGGGGGUACUGCGCCGCCGCUGCCACCUUCGACAACCCGGCGGGGCUCCCAGCGGGGACCUUUGGUUUGUUUACGUCCCGGGAGCGCCGGGGGCCACCCGCAAGCCCAGCAGGCGCCCCGAUCUUUUGUGUGCCGGCGCGAGUGGCGCGGUCCUGUCCUUCCGCGCCCGGAGACCCUCCGCUGGGGCUCUUUGGGGGAACUUGGCGGUUGGCAGCGGGGGCGGGUAGAUCGCAGCGCCCGGGACCGCCCGGCGGGCGCGGGCGCGGGUGCGGGAGGAGGGCUCCAACUUUCUCGGUGCGCAGGCCCCGCGCCGCGCGCGCCGGCUGCCCGGGCAAGGGGGCGCUUCCUGUCCGCCACCAAUCUCGGCCACCACGCUGCGCGCUUGGGGACUCCCGCGACCCCCUUCCCCCCUGCCCAGUGACUCGCUGCCCCGCCGAAGCGACACUCCUGUCCUCUCCCCGGGGGUCCUGUCCUCUGCAGGGUCCUGGGCGCUAUGGAGCGCGCGGCAGGUCCGCUCCGAGGUGUCUUCUCGGGCCAGGUUCUCGAAAGCCAAGUCCCGGGGUCCCCGCUGGACUGUGGCGAGCUGGGUGGUGGUCCCCAUCCUGCGCCCGAGCUGCCGGAGUGCCUCGGGGGCGAGGUCCUGCCUGCCAUCCCCAACCUGGAGGAGCAGCGCGCCCUUGGGGUCCGCCCCGCACGUGCCAGCCCCGCGAUCGCGGCGCCUGGACAGCCCCGGGACUCUGCCAGGUGGAUGUUGUGCGUAGCCGGAGCCAAGUUGAAGAGAGAACUCGACGCCACGGCAACCGUAUUGGCGAACCGGCAAGAUGAGAGCGAGCAGUCCAGAAAGCGGCUUAUCGAGCAGAGCCGAGAAUUCAAAAAGAACACGCCGGAGGUGAGGCGGGGGUCCCCUGAUGCUGUCCUCUCCAGGGGUCUCGUGACCCUCGGGCAUGUUCAGAGCACGUGUCCUAAGCGUGGCGACAAACGCGUGGCGAGCCUCCCGCUGCUUUCUUCUGUUCCCUGUCCCCAGCCCUGUCCCAGGAUGCGGGGUGUCCCGCACAGGUGUGGGGAUGUGACAGUGGCUAGCCUCUCCAGAAUCAUUUAAGCCACCAGCUGAUUCCAAAUGCAGACGCUGAGCAAGCCGAGUGUGUGAGAGGAGGGGACCAGGCGUGCAUAUAUGUCGGGUAGUGUGUCACCAAAGUCCUUAAAGGGACAUGGGGGGGCAGUGGGCCUCGGGGCCUGCCGCCCUGGUGUGGGUCGGCAGAGUGUGUGAGGAUGGCACCAUGCGGUGUUUCUUGGAAAACAGACAUUUCAUCUGCUCCAACCUUUGUAACGCCUGUGUGUUUCUGGAAAUGUGCCGUAAACGGCAUCGGGAAGGCGCUUGUCACACGCGAUGAGGGUACAGUACCCAGAGUAGCUGGGCGGCAUCCUGUGUUCUCUGGGUUCCUUUGUCCCCUUCAGUCACUUUGUCUCCCUUCAGUCCCAGGCUUAGUAAGAAACGAAGAGAAGCCAGAGUUGUCCAGACAGGUGAGCGGGGCUCUUGGGGGGCCCCGCUGGGCUCGUGCCAAGCCUCCUGCGCCCUCCACUGGGGUGAGUGGGUGGCAGCUGCCUCGGGCCUCGGAGUCUUGCUGUGGCUGUCAGCUGUUCCAGGUGGGACAAAGGGCCAAUCCUGGAAGGAGAGCCUCUUUCUGGGAGGGAGAGGGCCCUCGUUUCUAGCCUAACACUCCUGAGAAGUGGGUGUGAAACAGAACUUUGCAGGUGGACUUGCUUUAGGGUUUCCCAGCUGAUUGCCGUUCAGGGUGUGCUGUCUGGAGUCACUCUGGAAGUCAAACAAUUAACCCCCUAUUUUUGGGAUAACUACUGGAGAGGAAGCAGUAACCCAGGGCAGACAAACAGGGCUCGGUUCUGAGCCAUGCCCUCCCUCACCCCAACCUCGCCUGCCCAAGGGUGGCAGGUUGGGGCCACUGGCACUUGGAGGCUUCUGCUAUUGAGGUGGGGCUCUCAUUCCCGUGAUGGCACAUGUGCGGGGAGGCGGCUGUGGUCACACAUGUGGAGUGUCAGGCUGGGCUUGGGGCCCACCGUGGUGUUCGGGGUCUCUGUCUGGAGGGACCCAGGCAUCUUUCUGGUUGUACUGGCAGGUCGUUACACGCUUCUAGGCAGGGCAUGUACGAAACUGAAGGGUGCUCAGAACUUUGGCGAGAGGGGUAAAAAAAACAUCUGGUUUGUCGUGAGGAACGGCGUCCCCUUCCCUGUGCUCGUGGCUGUGAUCCUUAUGACCCCCACUGGGGGCCAGGCCAGUGUCCUUGCUGGUGUGUACCUGUGUGAUUUCUGAUGAAAGGCCCCGUCACCUUGAUCUGGGGAUGAGGAACCCUUCCGCCCGACGUGUCACACACGGGAUCAGCGCCCAGCAGAGUCGGAGGGAGGAGGACCUGGUCUGUAGUCAGGCGGGUCAGAAUGAAUUUUUAAAGUGUCAGUUACGUGUCGGUAGAGAACUGCAUUGCAGUCGUUGUUAUCAUUGCGUACGCCUGUCGAGGGCUUGUUUUGAGACAAGGUCUUGCUAUGUAGCUCAAGCUGCCCUGGAGUUCAUGAGUUACUGCCUCAGGUACAAGAAUUACAGGCAUGUGCCACCAUUCCCAGCUUGCUUGUUUCUCC